This is a messenger RNA of Cynocephalus volans (Philippine flying lemur), 1949 nucleotides long. RefSeq names its product adenylate cyclase type 10-like. Lineage: Eukaryota; Metazoa; Chordata; Mammalia; Dermoptera; Cynocephalidae. The transcript has 13 exons. Gene Ontology annotation, cellular component: cytoplasm. Gene Ontology annotation, molecular function: adenylate cyclase activity. The coding region runs from base 132 to 1949 and encodes 605 amino acids. The record is from RefSeq and is a predicted model, not a curated record.
UGUCCAGGAGGCUGCCUUAUACAUCUCCACAGUCAUUGAAAAAGGGGGUGGCCAGUUGAGCCGGAUCUUUAUCUUGGAGAAAGGUUGCAUGUUCCUCUGUGUUUUUGGCCUUCCUGGGGAUAAGAAGCCAGAUGAGUGUGCUCAUGCCCUGGAAAACUCUUUCAGCAUCUUCAGCUUCUGCAGGGAGAAUCUUGCUGAGACCAAGUGAGGAGAAAGUUAUUGGCCCGAAAGUGAGCCUCGUGACCAGAAUGAUAACUGCUUAUCCAGGUUUGGUGUCCUGUGAUGAGGUAACAUAUCUAAGAUCCAUGCUACCUGCUUACAACUUCAAGAAACUCCCAGAGAAAAUGAUGAAAAACAUCUCCAACCCAGGGAAGAUGUAUGAAUAUCUUGGCCAUAGAAGAUGUAUAAUGUUUGGGAAGAGAUAUCAGGCCAGAGAAAGAAAUAAAAAUUAUCCUUUGUUAGAUCGGGAGAAAGAACUGAAAGCCUUCCAAAUGGCAUGGUGGGGGUGUUCGCACCAAAAGAAGGGACAGGCAGUUCUAUAUGAAGGUGGAAAAGGCUAUGGAAAAAGCCAGCUCUUGGCUGAAAUAAACUUCCUGGCCCAGAAGAAAGGACAUAGGGUGUUGCCAUUGAAGCUGAAAGAAGCAGAUUCCAAGCAGUGCUUCUAUGCUAUCCAGACCCUCAUGGCCAUCUUCUUUGAGAUUGAUACAUGCCCAGCCUAUUACCGGCAAGAGUACCUACACAGACAGCUCCGUGGGAUGGUGGAAGAACCACUUCACUGCCUUUUUAAUGACCUCUUCUUUGUGAAGUUUCCCUUGUCCUUCGACGUUUCACACAUGGAUGACCUGGCCAGACAAAAGAAGGUUAAAACGUGUUUUAUUCAAGUGCUUCAUGAGCACUUCCUGCAGAGUUCUCAGGCUAUCCUUGUGCCCAUUUCAAAGUUGGCAGCAACCUCACUGUUGAGAAUGGCAUGUUGGGAGCUGGGGGUGGUGAGCAUCCCCCAAGAGCUGCAGAUCUACCUUCACCACAGGUGCUUUGGAAAUCCCCUCUAUUGUGAGGUCCUGUGCCAGGACCUUCUUUCUAAGGACAUACUGCUCUUUCAUGACCUCCAAAAGGAGGAGGAGGAAAACAGCAAGUGGGAGACCCUCUCAGCCAGUGCUGUGAAAUCCUCAAUGUAUAGUAUUUCUCCUGCCAGCUCUGAAGACCAGGAACUUUAUGUCUGCACAGUCAAGGAUGGUAUAAACUUGGAUACAGUGCCUCUCCCACCUUUGUUAAAAGAAAUAGCAGUAAACCAACUGGAUCGACUGAGCUCAGAGGAACAGUUGCUGGUCAAGUGUGCUGCAAUCAUUGGUCACUCCUUCCGUAUAGAUCUGCUGCAGCACCUCCUGCCUUGCUGGGAUAAAAAUAAGCUACUUCAGGUGUUGAGGGCUCUUGUAGAUAGACAUGUGCUCCACUGGUUCAACAAAAGCCAAGAGCUUCCUGCUGAGCCCAUAUUAGUGCCUUCCUCUAUCCAUAUCAUUGAUCAAACCAAAGAGAAGAAAAAAAAGUCAGAUUUUGGUUCAGCCUCUCUUAGGCUACAAGAGGAACUAUCCCUACUUCAAACUGAGGUGCUGGAAUUUGGAGUUCCUCUAUUACGGGAAGCUGCUUGGGAGCUGUGGCCCAAAGAACAACAGAUAGCUCUGCACCUUGAAUGUGCCUGUUUUCUCCAAGAUUUGGCCUGCCGCUGUGGGAGUUGCCAUGGAGGGGACUUUGUCCUCUUCCAUCGAUUUGCAGUCUGUUCUACUAAGAGCUCUAGUGGGACCACCCGAUUCUGUACUUACAAAGAUACUGGUUCCGUGCUAUCACAAGUGAUCACAGACAAAUUGCAGCUGCCUUCUCCCCAAGAUAGUUUUCAGUUCCAGACAAAACCAUCCAGAAGUCAGGAGGCCUUCUCAAGUAAACACUGCAGGUAG